Messenger RNA from Myotis brandtii (Brandt's bat), 793 nucleotides. Its product is annotated as dolichyl-diphosphooligosaccharide--protein glycosyltransferase subunit 4-like. The record is from RefSeq and is a predicted model, not a curated record. Gene Ontology annotation, cellular component: oligosaccharyltransferase complex. NCBI's taxonomy places the organism in Eukaryota, Metazoa, Chordata, Mammalia, Chiroptera, Vespertilionidae. The transcript has a single exon. The coding region runs from base 425 to 532 and encodes 35 amino acids.
AUAGACUUGUUUUAUAUUACAAUGCACACUAUAAUUACACAUUUCAAUAAUUCUUUCAAUGCAUUACACAGAGGCGUUCUGAAGAAAUGGAGUCCUGUGACCAUCUAUAAUAACUUGCCUAAGGGAGGAUGCAUCGGGUGGCGAUGGAGUGCCAGAGGCCUCCCAGCCUGCAGGGAGAGCCGUGACCUCCUCCUGCCCACGGUCACAUGGCUUCUGACCCGGGCCUCUGAGGGUCACGACGGUACUUUGUUCAAGUACCUACCCAUCUCCACCUGCACUUUGCAGCCACACCUCCGGGACAGGGAGCUCACUACCUCCCUGGCUGUCUAUUUGAUGGGCCUUGUCAUUAAGAAAUUACUCUAGGCAGGUCUCCUACCUGGAGCUAGUGCGCAGAACGCGUCGGAGCCAAGCCCAGCUGCUCAGGAUGAUUAGCGAUGUGCAGUUCGCCAUCUUCGCCAACAUGCUGGGCGUGUCGCUCUUCCUGCUUGUCGUUCUCUAUCACUAUGUGGCCGUCAACAAUCCCAGGAAGUAGGAAUGAAAGUGGCGGUUUCUCCGCCCCAGGGUCCCAGGACAUAGUGUGAGGCAAGAUUGAGGGUGUGAGGGGCCCUCCCACUUCAUCCCUUCUACCCAUCACAGCAUAUAGAGCAAUUGCACCUGGAUUUUCCCAAACAACUUUUAUUUCCUCAAAGUCUUCCUUAACCUAUGGAACAAGAAGCUGCCACAGAGUGGGGCCCAGUAUAGGGGCUGCUUUCUUUUCUACUCCCUCCCCCCAAUAUAAGAAUAUAGAUUUUUU